AGCUGCGUAUGUUAGUACGAAUAAUAUGAGGUUGUGAACUUUUUUUCUUGUCCAACCCUCUUCCCCGCACGACGGCAUCCAUCUCAACGGCGGGAAAUUGAACUCUUCUCCAGGUUUUUCUCUUCUCCCUUGUCGUCUGCCCAGAGAGACCCCGGCCCCUCACUGUCUCUCUUUCUGUUCUGCCUACCUUGUGCCCAUUGAGACGGGCGCCCUGAGAGAUCGUCGGGCUCUCCCAUUUCUGGGGCCUACGGCCUUGGGAGGGUCUUGGCCUUGCGCAACUUCUCACGACUCUCAAUGGCCCGGCUUAGAACAGCUUCGGCUUCGGGCCAAUUCGAGCCGGUCCAUCUCGGCCGGCAUCCUGUCAUGAAAGUCAUGGAACGGUAUAAGAAGGAUACAGUGUCGCAUUGUGAAAUUCCCGAGAGAGAGAGCGAGAGAAGAGACUCGAGACCUCCCCUUCCUUCCAUUAAGCAAGCCCCUUCAGCUUCUCCUUACCAUGGCGCUCGCAAAGCUUCUUUCGUCCGGCCUCGUGUUUGCCUCCCUCGCCGCCUCCAAGUGGAUUGUCCCCGGCGGCAGAUGGCAUGACACCGAGGGCAAUCUCGUGAACGCUCAUGCCGGCGGCGUCACCCUCGACCCGGACACGGGCAAGUUCUUCUGGUUCGGCGAGUACAAGAUUGAGGGCCAGGUCGAGGGCGGCGGCGUCUCCGUCUACAGCUCCGACGACCUGGCCACCUGGGAAUACCACGGCAAGGCUCUCGAGCCCGUCGAGGGUCAUCCCAUCAUCUCGACCGACAUGAUCAUCCAGCGUCCCAAGGUGGUCUACAGCGAGUCCACCAGCGAGUACCACAUGUGGUGGCACGCCGAUAACUCGACCUACGGCCUCCUGUUGCAGGGUUUCGCCACCUCGCCCAACAUCUCGGGCCCCUACACCUAUGUCGACGCCAUGUCGCCCCUCGGCAACUGGUCCCAGGACUUUGGCAUCUUCACCGACUACAAGGACGGCCGUUCCUACUCGCUCUACUCCAACGGCGAUCGCCUCGAGGGCCGCGACGUCUACAUCACGGCCUUCAACGAGGAGCUCAGCAACGUCACCGAGGUCAUCCACCGCUUCGACAAGUACGACCUCGAGGCCCCGACCAUCAUCCAGACCGACUCGAGCUACUACGCCCUCAUGUCCCACAAGACGGGCUACCGCCCCAACAACGUCGUCGCCUUCCGCGCCGACUCCCUCGCCGGCCCCUGGUCCCAGCCCUUCAUGGUCGCCGACCCCUACACCCGCACCUACAACUCCCAGUCCGGCUUCUCCCUGCGCAUCGUCGGCUCCGAGGUGACGACCUACCUUUACCUCGGCGACCAGUGGGACUCCAACUCGCUCUGGGAGAGCCGCUACAUCUGGCUGCCCAUCGUCGUCGAUGACGAGAAGAAGUCGGUCCACGUCGAGUGGCACGAUGUCUACGACCUCGACAUCGCCACGGGUGUCGUCACGCCGAUCGAGGGCACCCCCUACUACGCUCGCGACUCCGCCACGACGGCCGGCGGCGCCUACAAGCAGGAGGCCAACUUCGCCAGCGGUGGCUCCAUCGUCACGGGCAUCUACGGCAACGACAGCACCGUCACCUUCUCCGGCAUCGAGGGCGCCGGCGAGCCCCAGUGGGUGUCCUUCUACUACCAGAACACGGACGACAUGGGCUUCGGCGACCAGCCCGGCGGCACCCCGGACCGCAUCGGCGGCAAGUGGCAGCUGCGCCGCAUCGCCUCCGUCGUCGUCAACGGCAACGAGGAGCACGUCGAGACCCUCUUCCAGCGCGACACCCACAAGGGCAUCAUCCUGUCCACGCCCCUGCAGCUGACCCUCGACAAGGGCUCCAACAACACCAUCACCAUCGGCGGCCUGUGGAACGGCUUUGACUACAAGGGCGCCGAUAUUGACCGCAUCGUCGUCUACCCGCCCGAGGGCACCCCAAGCAAGUGCAAGAAGAGCAUUUGAACACGGGCUUAUAUAAUGAUUAAUGGGAGUGGAAGAGGUAGAUAGAUGUAAGAAAUACAGACGUCUCG
This is a messenger RNA of Colletotrichum destructivum, 2052 nucleotides long. RefSeq names its product Putative glycoside hydrolase, family 43. NCBI's taxonomy places the organism in Eukaryota, Fungi, Ascomycota, Sordariomycetes, Glomerellales, Glomerellaceae. Gene Ontology annotation, biological process: carbohydrate metabolic process. The record is from RefSeq and is a predicted model, not a curated record. The transcript has 2 exons. The coding region runs from base 494 to 1984 and encodes 496 amino acids. Gene Ontology annotation, molecular function: hydrolase activity, hydrolyzing O-glycosyl compounds.